AUGACUGCUCUCCGGAACCCAAAGGGAACAGCCAUUGCAUCGAGAAAGGGAAUGGAGAAAAUCAUCUACGACUUCUACUCUGAUCUUUUCGACAGCCAUGUCCACUUGCCUCCUCACCAUCUGAGGGAAGACGGACGUGUCAUUCCAGAGAUUCUCCCGUCCGAAAUACGACAUACUAUCAUGUCGGUAAGAAAUCGUACGGCACCCGGUCUCGACGUAAUAAGACCAGAAAACCUGAAGAACCUUCCGCCAGUACUCAUCGACAUCAACCUGGCGUUAUCUUUACACGUUAUCUGUCGGAAUGCAAGGUUCCUAAACAGUGGAAGACCAGCAAGACCGUGUUGUUGUAUGAGAAGGGAGAUCCACAUGACAUCGGUGACUAUUGCCCAAUCUGCUUACUGUCCAUCAUCUAAAAGCUCUUUACAAAGAACUAUUAGCAACAUUUAUACUGCUUCGAAACUCACCGAGGUAUCACGAGAAUGCAAGAUACCGCUUUGUUUCACCUUCGUCGACUUGAAGAAGUUCUUCCAUUCAGUUGAGAGGGAAGCGAUCAUGGAAGACCAAGGCGUCCCUACUCAGAACGACACUGGAACGACAGGUUCCAUUCCAACUGAACUGGAGAGUGAAGCUGAAUCUACAAAAGACGAUGUUCAUGCGCAACGGAUGGAUCUCGGAUGCCCCAUUCACGCUCAACAGAACGAAUGCACCAGCUACGUUUAUCUGGGUCGGAAACUGAAUAUGAUGAACGACCUGACUCCCUACCUGGGCAGGAGGAGACGGGCGGCUUGGGGAGCGUAUAAGAGCAUCGAGGAUGUAAUGAAGAAGUCCAGAAACACCCGGCUCCGUGCUCACCUCUUCAACACCACCAUACUUCCUGCUUUGAAAAAUGGGCAUGUCGCAAGCAGGAAGAAAACGCGGUGCUACGUUCAGGAAGGUGGACGGGAAAUUCACAUGCGAGAUGAACACGAAAUCAGUGUGCUGUUUGCUCAAUCGUCCGAGCGUAGCCGAAAUCGUGAGCAGCAGGUUACAGACGUUGCAGAUCCGGAUGCUGCUCCUCCAACGCAGCAUGUACCAAAUUGGAGCCCAAGAAUUAAAACAAUGAAUUUCCGAAAGCAGUUCUUUAACGUUAUCCAGACACCAGUACUUGAGGAUACUGCACAGUGCGUAGAUCUCAUUCGCGUCUUGCGUGGUGUACUUGGAACAAUAUCGAGAGUUGGCGAGGAGAGAGGAGGAGUUUGA
Molecule: messenger RNA, 1239 nt
Organism: Necator americanus (New World hookworm)
Lineage: Eukaryota; Metazoa; Nematoda; Chromadorea; Rhabditida; Ancylostomatidae
Exons: 7
Coding region: 1-1239 (412 amino acids)
Source: RefSeq, a predicted model, not a curated record